Molecule: messenger RNA, 1857 nt
Organism: Lathyrus sativus (Indian pea)
Lineage: Eukaryota; Viridiplantae; Streptophyta; Magnoliopsida; Fabales; Fabaceae
Source: the annotation of a GenBank genome assembly
AUGGCUGCCACUCCCCUUUGCCACCCAUCCAACGAUCCAAAAACCCCCAACAAACCCUCAAACAACCCCAUUUCAGAUUUCAAAGUAAGAGUCAUAGUUAGGGUUAGACCCUUUCUUCCUCACGAAUUCACGUCAAACAGCAACCGAGUUUCUUGUGUUUCACUUUUGGAUCAAGAUUCUCAAUCUCAAGAAGUUGCGGUUUAUCUCAAAGACCUCUACACCAGUCGGAAUGAGUGUUACCAGUUGGACGCAUUCUUUGAUCAAGAAGACGACAAUGUUGUUCAGAUUUUCGAAGGAGAAGUAAGCCCCAUGAUGCCUCAUAUCUUCAAUGGAGGCAAUGCAACUGUGUUUGCUUAUGGGGCUACUGGAAGUGGGAAGACAUACACUAUGCAGGGAACUGAGGAACAUCCUGGCUUGAUACCGCUAGCAAUGUCAAAUAUCAUUUAUAUUUGUCUAAACACGGGAAGCACAGCACAUCUAUCAUACUAUGAAGUCUACAUGGACCGAUGUUACGACCUCUUAGAGUUAAAAGCAACUGAGAUUUCAGUUUUGGAUGACCAAGAUGGUCAAAUUCAUCUUAGGGGACUGUCUCAAGUUCCUGUACACACAAUGUCUGAAUUUCUAGAUGUUUUUGCCAGUGGUGUUCAGAGGCGCAAAGUUGCACAUACAGGCCUCAAUGAUGUAUCCAGUAGGAGUCAUGGAGUGCUUGUGAUAUCUGUAGUGUCUCCUCCGGAUGAGACAGGAAGAUCUGUAUGUGGAAAGCUGAAUCUCAUCGACUUGGCAGGUAAUGAAGAUAACAGAAGAAGCUGCAAUGAAGGGAUGCGUCUUCAAGAGAGCGCUAAGAUAAAUCAGUCCUUGUUUGCACUCUCGAACGUGAUAUAUGCGUUGAACAACAACCAACCAAGAAUACCCUAUAGAGAAAGCAAAUUGACCCGUAUAUUACAAGGCUCUCUAGGCGGAACGAGUCGUGCGCUGAUGGUUGCUUGCCUGAAUCCAGGAGAAUACCAAGAAUCUGUUAAUACUGUUGGUUUGGCUGCUCGAUCAAGGCAUGUCUCUAAUUUUGUACCUUCACAUAAACUUGAGACGCCAAAAGCUAAUGUUGACAUGGAAGCCAAAUUGAGAUCUUGGCUAGAAUCAAAAGGCAAGGCAAAGACCUCACAGCAAAGACUUAGGUCAUUUAAAUCUCCAAUUCUGAAAAGAACUCCGAGUUCCGUCAUGACCUCUGCUAAGAAAUCAGUUACUUUCUGUACUUCAGUGAAGUUGGAUAGAACUUCCAUCAACCGAGAUGCUCAAAAUACUACUGAAAGCAGGACCUUUGCUGAUUCUUUUAGAAGUUUGAUAGAUGAGGAAGCUGCUUUUGAUUCUUUCGAGGACAAUGGUAGGAAAGAGAUUGAGCAUGAGGUCAAUAAGGCUGCGUGGGAGACACAUCCAGAUCUGCCCGUUGAGCCAUUAAGCAAAGGGGUGAACUCGCAAAUUACGAAUGUGAGUAAAGAUGCUGUACCUCAAAGUCCAUUAAGAGAAGCCCUCACCAAUGGUACUUUGACACAAACGCCUUUUUCUGCAACCUGCUCUAUUAACAAUGGAUUGCAGCAAAAUGGAACUCCACUUGACAAAUUCAGUGCGCGAAGUUCUGCAAUAAAGACCUGUCUAGUUCAAGAAUACAUUGAUUUGUUAAAUAAUGCAAGCAGAGAGGAACUACUAGAGCUAAAGGGCAUAGGAGAGAAAAGGGCAGAAUACAUAAUAGAACUCAGAGAAGAAAGUCCACUAAAAUCGUUAAGUGACUUGGAGAAGAUUGGUCUCUCUUUGAAGCAGGCUAAGAACCUGUUCACUAAAUCUGCAGAAAAGCUCUUUGAAUAA